AUGGACUGCGCCGUCAUCUGCGGCUCCACCAAGGAAAACUGCUGUGAUAAAGUCUCUCUGGUCACUCCCCUCUGUAUCUCCCCUCGGUCUCUCCCCUCGGUCUUUCCCUUCGGUCUCUCCCCUCGGCCUCUCCCCUCGGCCUCUCACCUCUGUCUCUCACCUCGGUCUCUCCCUUCGGUCUCUCCCUUCGGUCUCUCCCCUCUGUCUCUCCCUUCGGUCUCUCCCCUCGGCCUCCCCCCUCGGUCUCUCCCCUCUGUCUCUCCCUUCGAUCUCUCCCCUCGGCCUCUCCCUUCGAUCUCUCCCCUCGGCCUCUCCCCUCGGUCUCUCCCCUCUGUCUCUCCCUUCGAUCUCUCCCCUCGGCCUCUCCCUUCGAUCUCUCCCCUCGGCCUCUCCCCUCGGCCUCCCCCCUCGGCCUCUCCCCUCGGCCUCCCCCCUCGGUCUCUCCCCUCGGUCUCCCCCCUUGGUCGCUCCCCUUUGUCUCUCCCUUCGGUCUCUCCCCUCGGUAUACCCCCUUGGUCUUUCCCCUCUGUCUCUCCCUUCGGUCUCUCCCCUCGGUCUCUCCCUUCGAUCUCUCCCCUCGGCCUCUCCCUUCGAUCUCUCCCCUCGGUCUCUCCCUUCGGUCUCUCCCCUCGGCCUCUCCCCUCGGCCUCCCCCCUCGGUCUCUCCCUUCGGUCUCUCCCCUCGGUCUCCCCCCUUGGUCGCUCCCCUUUGUCUCUCCCUUCGGUCUCUCCCCUCAGUCUCCCCCCUUGGUCUUUCCCCUCGGCCUCUCCCUUCGGUCUCUCCCCUCGGCCUCUCCCUUCGGUCUCUCCCCUCGGCCUCUCCCUUCGGUCUCUCCCCUCGGUCUCUCCCUUCGGUCUCUCCCCUCGGUCUCUCCCCUCUGUCUCUCCCUUCGAUCUCUCCCCUCGGCCUCUCCCUUCGAUCUCUCCCCUCGGCCUCUCCCCUCGGUCUCCCCUCUUGGUCUCUCCCCUCUGUCUCUCCCUUCGGCCUCUCCACUCGGCCUCUCCACUCGGCCUCUCCACUCGGCCUCUCCCUUCGGUCUCUCCCUUCGGUCUCUCCCUUCGGUCUCUCCCUUCGGUCUCUCCCUUCGGUCUCUCCCCUCGGUCUCUCCCCUCGGCCUCCCCCCUCGGUCUCUCCCCUCGGUCUCUCCCCUCGGUCUCUCCCCUCGGUCUCUCCCUUCGGCCUCUCCCCUCGGCCUCUCCCCUCGGCCUCUCCCCUCGGUCUCUCCCCUCGUUCUCUCCCCUCAGACUCUGCUUCUCACACUCCUUGCAUUGUUGCGUUCCAGGUUGCCGCAGAUAA
Messenger RNA from Knipowitschia caucasica, 1296 nucleotides. Lineage: Eukaryota; Metazoa; Chordata; Actinopteri; Gobiiformes; Gobiidae. The record is from the annotation of a GenBank genome assembly.